GGUCGCUGCGGGCUACGGCCGGGGGGCUCGUGCGCCUCCGGGGCCGCCGCUUCCCCGCCGCCAGGGUUGCGCCUCCCGUCGCUGGGGCCGAAGGGCUCGUGCGCCGUGAGGGUAUCCCUCUUGUUUUGCUGCAACUGCGGAGUAGUAUCCAGAUCUUGUUUUGCUGCGAAACCGGCAGGGGAAGACGCGGCUGGCCAUGUACUACGUCCCGCUCGAGGACUCGGAGAAGCACAAGGUCGAGUAUGAGGUGCAUCCACUCGUGGUCAACCGGGACCCCAAGUUCACCAACUUCGUCGAGGUCCACGCACUUUGCACUCGCAACUGCGGAGUUCCUUUUAUCCAGAUCUUUUUUUGCUGCAAGUCCCAAAAAUCUGAGAUUGAUGUCUACUUGGAAGAAGACCCUGAAAAUAACAUAGAAGAUUUUGAUGUUCUAUCUUGGUGGAGAAGCAAAGCUGCAAAGAUUCCAGUUCUUUCAGCUAUGGCUCGGGAUUUCCUUGCAAUUCCUCUUAGCACGGUGUCAUCUGAAUCUGCUUUCAGUUUAGGGGGAAGGAUUCUUGGAGAUCAUAGAAGCUCACUAACUCCGGAAAUGCUUGAGGCCCUUGACUGCGUGAAAGAUUGGCUAUAUAAGACCAAAGAUCCUAAAUUCUGUUUUGAUGGUGAAGGUUCUGAGCAAGAGUAAAAGUAUCACCUCAAUGAAGUCCCUAGUGAAUCUAAGCAUAUCAUAAUUGGGGUCUUCUACUUUGUGGGGUUUGGGCUGUUCUGUUUGGAGCCCUGUUAAGCAU
This is a messenger RNA of Panicum virgatum (switchgrass), 782 nucleotides long. Its product is annotated as zinc finger BED domain-containing protein RICESLEEPER 2-like. Bases 197 to 679 code for a protein of 160 amino acids. The record is from RefSeq and is a predicted model, not a curated record. Gene Ontology annotation, molecular function: protein dimerization activity. NCBI's taxonomy places the organism in Eukaryota, Viridiplantae, Streptophyta, Magnoliopsida, Poales, Poaceae. The transcript has 5 exons.